AGCGCUCCUUUCAGCCCUUCAGUCGCAGUUCAACGCGAUCCGCAGUCUUCGACGGUCGCUCGUCCGUCCAUUCGCGCUUUCCCGUCGUCGCGAAUUCGCGCAAAUCUUGAUCGCUAUGAUCGACGUGUGCCACAGAUAUAAUUAAACUAAUCUGUAAGAAGAUUAAUAUUCUGAGGAAGUAUUCUCUCCCAAAUAUUAAUGCGAAAUAAGGGAAUCAGAGAGAAAUAAAAGGCUUGUAAAUUGCGCAAGGAUAUGGUGAGAGUUUAUGGAGUUGUGAGGAAUGUUUCGGAGCAGUACGAUCGAAAAAAACGGAUAUUUUAUCAUUGGAAGUCGCACAUACACACAAAGAGCGUGAAAUGCUGAACUUAUUUUUGCGAGAAGAAAUCAAGACGAAAAUCGUCCAUCGCCUUUGAGAAGAAAACAAUCGAAAAUGAGAAACGAGGCGAUGCUAGCAUGAUCGACAUCGGCGCGAUUAGUAUCCUGAUGCUUUUCCUGAUCCUCGACAAUCUCGAGGCAGUCACAGUAAUCCAUCAUCCUGAUUAUGAGUACGUCCUUGAUCAUGAAGUCCUUCGCGAGGACGCGCUUGCUGAAGCGAAGAAACUGAAGACAUAUUCCGCCGGCAUGGAUGAAAAAGGACCCAUGCCAGGAUGUAAGCCUUGCACCAGCUCCGAGAUGACUUACUGCAAGAAUGGGAGCGUCAUCAACGAUCACUGCUGCUGCGAUAGCAACUACAACGAAGUAUUUCCUUUCAUCGAACACACUUGUCGCGUGGGACCAGAACAACCUAAAGUGCAAGCUGGGAAUUGCGCGGAAUAUAUGAGACUACGAGAAUGUUGUUGUCAUUCAUAUUUAGCCUCCGUCUGGAAAUAUCGAGCGACUGGCGCAGGAUCGCAUGUCAGCACAAAUCUCAUAAAGUUCCUGACGAUUUUAACGUCAUAUCUCAUGUUGCAUUUAUUGUUAACAUAAGUGCACAUUUCUUAAUGUCAAAAAAGAAUAUUUUGUACAUUAUUAUUUUAAUAAAUUAUUUUUGUAUUGAUCGAAACAGAACUCUACACGAUGCGACGCGAAUGACUUAAUCUAAACUUGAUGAAAUUUUAAAAAAAUGUGAUCUCGAAAUGCUGCUAUGAUAAGUCUUUGUAAAAAGCGAAUAAGAAUUGAUAUAUCAAAAA
Camponotus floridanus (Florida carpenter ant) is the source of this 1169-nucleotide messenger RNA. RefSeq lists its product as uncharacterized. Lineage: Eukaryota; Metazoa; Arthropoda; Insecta; Hymenoptera; Formicidae. Bases 454 to 966 code for a protein of 170 amino acids. The record is from RefSeq and is a predicted model, not a curated record. The transcript has 7 exons.